This is a messenger RNA of Ixodes scapularis (black-legged tick), 1647 nucleotides long. RefSeq lists its product as uncharacterized. The record is from RefSeq and is a predicted model, not a curated record. Bases 1 to 1647 code for a protein of 548 amino acids. The transcript has 3 exons. NCBI's taxonomy places the organism in Eukaryota, Metazoa, Arthropoda, Arachnida, Ixodida, Ixodidae.
AUGUCACGCGUACCCGAAGACGAGCGUCGCCGCAUUAUAGACCUGUGCCUUAAGGAGUAUAGCCAAAGAGCCAUCGUCGAUUUGGUGCAGCGCCCAUUGAAAACCGUUAAUCGCAUAAUACAAGCAUACAAGAACGAAGGCCACAUUGCGGACGCGCCACACAAUCGACGUCCACGUGUCACAACAGCCGACCAGGAUCAGACGAUUGUGGCGGCCGUGGCAGUCGACCCGUUUCUGUCGGCCCGAGAUGUCCGCAAUGCCUGCAACCUUCAGUUGCUCCUGUCGGAAAACGUUCAGAAGAACUGGAUGCUCUUCAAACAGAAGUUCGAGCUGUACCUGCAAGCGACGGCGCCAGACAAACCAAGAACGGAAGCUACCAAGACGGCCACACUUUUGACUAUCGCCGGUGAUGACGCCCUAGAGAUCUUCAAUAACUUCGUCUUCGCUGAGGGUGAAAGCAAGGAGGAUUACAAGACCCUUGUCGCAAAGUUCGAGGACUACUGCGCGGACCAGCAGAACGAGGUGUACGAAAGAUACGUAUUUCGGACAAGAACGCAAGACGAGGCGGAACCGGUGGAGCAGUUUAUCCGCGUCCUCAGGAAACAAGCAAGGUACUGCAACUUCGGACAACUUUCAGAUUCAAUGAUUCGCGAUCAAAUCGUCUUCGGCACUAACAACAAAAAGUUACGGGAGAAAAUGCUUAGGGACAAGGAUUUGACGCUCCAGAAAGCAGAACAAACCUGCAAAGCCGCAGAAGCCUCCGCUAAACAAAAUGAAGCAUGGUAUGCCCACGAAGAAAAGGUGGACUCAACCACAAAAGGCUACCAGCGCCGCUCAGAUGCUUCAAGAACCGAACAGUGCUUCAAGUGCAACAGGAGACACGAAAAGAGGAAAUGCCCCGCUUUUGGGAAGACUUGCUACGCCUGUCAGGGACGCAAACACUUCGCAGCUUCUUGCAACAAACAAGUCAGCGAGGUGAAGCACGACGACGAGGGCUUCGACAUCUUGGACCUGGGUGUUUGUGGCAUCGAGAAGGAACGGGACUGGAUUGUCAAGGCCCAGCUAGCGGAGCAAGUGGUCUCGCUGAAGGUAGACACCGGCUCCCAAGCCAACCUGUUGCCCCUGUCGGUGUACAAGAGACUGCACCCUAAGCCGUUUUUAAGACCAAGCCACGCGGUCUUGCGCUCGUACAGCGGCAAUAUCAUCAAACACUGCGGCGUCACAACACAGGAGGUUACGAUCAACCAGCAUCACUGCCGCGUCGACUUUUUCAUUGUUAAACGAAGUCAGGCCAUUCUCGGGCUACAGGCAAGUGAGCUCCUGGGACUGGUGUCCCGAACGGUGAACUCUGUAAGCACGGGCAGCGCCGUUCCGGUGACCCAAGAAUUCGCCCACCUGUUCCAAGGCACCGGCUGCGUAAAGCGACGGUACCGAAUGGUACUACAUGACGAUGCCGUGCCAGUGGUUCAGCCUGCACGACGGGUGCCCUUGGCACUGCGAGAGCCCCUGCGGGAAGAACUGCAGCGCAUGGAGAAGGCCACCAUCAUCCGGAAAGUGGAUGAACCCACUGACUGGGUAAGCCCUCUUGUUAUUGUGAAGAAAAAAGAUGGCAGCCUUAGGCUAUGCAUGGACCCUAGGUACGCCUGA